This is a messenger RNA of Carlito syrichta (Philippine tarsier), 1464 nucleotides long. It is a transcript of the gene TRIM58, whose product is annotated as tripartite motif containing 58. NCBI's taxonomy places the organism in Eukaryota, Metazoa, Chordata, Mammalia, Primates, Tarsiidae. The record is from RefSeq and is a predicted model, not a curated record. Gene Ontology annotation, molecular function: zinc ion binding; protein binding. The transcript has 6 exons. Bases 1 to 1464 code for a protein of 487 amino acids.
AUGGCCUCGGGGGCGCCCGGGGAGCGGCUGCGAGAGGAGGCGCGGUGUCCCGUGUGCCUGGACUUCCUGCAGGACCCUGUGAGCGUGGACUGCGGCCACAGCUUCUGCCGGCGCUGCAUCUCCGAGUUCUGCGAGAAGUGCGAGCGUACUCAGGGUGGCACCUACGCCUGUCCCCAGUGUCGGGGCCCCUUCCGGCCCGCGGGCUUCAGGCCCAACCGGCAGCUGGCCAGCCUGGUGGAGAGCGUGCGGCUGCUGGGGUUGGGCUCGGGUCCCGCGGGGGCGCGCCGUUGCGCGCGGCACGGCGAGGACCUGAACCGCUUCUGCGAGGAGGACCAGGUGGCGCUGUGCUGGGUGUGCGACACCACCCCGGAGCACCGGGGCCACAGUACGGCGCCGCUGCAGGAAGCCGCCAGGGGCUACCAGGUGAAGCUCCAGACAGCUCUGGACCUUGUGAGGAAAGAGAUGGAGGAGGCCUUGAGUCAGGAGGUCAACGUGGGGAAGAAGAUUAUCAUUUGGAAGGAGAAAGUGGAAAUGCAGAGGCAGCGCUUCAGGCUGGAGUUCGAGAAACAUCGUGGCUUCCUGGCCCAGGAGGAACAGCUGCAGCUGAGGAGGCUGGAGCAGGAGGAGCGUGCCACCCUGCAGAGGCUGCGGGAGACCAAGAACCGGCUGACUCAGCAAAGCAAGGCCCUGAAGGAGCUGGCAGAAGAGUUAGAGGAGAGGUGUCAGCGCCCAGCCCUGGGUCUACUGGAGGGUGUGAGAGGAGCCUUGAGCAGAAGCAAGGCUGUCACUCGGCUAGAAGCAGAGCUCAUCCCCUUGGAGCUGAAGACAGUGUGCCGCAUCCCUGGGAGGAGAGAGAUGAUGAGGAGGUUCCAAGUUGACAUCAAUCUGGAUCCUGCCACGGCGCAUCCUAGCCUCCUUCUAACUGCUGACCUGCGCUGUGUGCAAGAUGGAGAACUGUGGAGGGAUGUCCCCGGCAACCCAGAGAGGUUUGACACAUGGCCCUGUGUCCUGGGUUUGCAGAGCUUCUCAUCGGGGAGACAUUACUGGGAGGUUGUGGUGGGAGAAAAAGCAGAGUGGGGCCUAGGAGUCUGUCAGGACGCACUGCCGAGAAAGGGGGAGACCACGCCAUCUCCUGAGAACGGGGUCUGGGCCAUGUGGCUCCUGAAAGGGAAUGAGUAUAUGGUCCUGGCCUCCCCGUCGGUGCCGCUCCUCCUCCUGGAACGGCCACGCCGCGUUGGGAUUUUCUUGGACUAUGAAGCCGGUGAAGUCUCGUUUUAUGACGUCACAAACAGGUCUUACAUCUACACGUUCAACCAACUGUUCUCCGGUGCUCUCCGACCUUACUUUUUCGUCUGUGACACAACUCCUCUUAUCUUGCCACCUAUGACGGAAGCAGAGUCAGGACAUCGGGCAACUAGCGGUCAUCUUGACCCUGCUUCUAAUGUUAAAGAAGAUCACGCUUAA